This is a messenger RNA of Tuber aestivum (summer truffle), 2963 nucleotides long. The record is from the annotation of a GenBank genome assembly. Lineage: Eukaryota; Fungi; Ascomycota; Pezizomycetes; Pezizales; Tuberaceae.
AUCUCCGAGUUUGUGAAAUACUGGUAUCUCCUUCACGGGCCCCCCUCUUUCUCUAUUCCUCUCCUCCGCUUUCACCCUCUCUUCCCCUCCCCCUCCCCUCCCCUCUCAUCAUCUAUACAUUAUAUUCCUUGCACACGCCUUACAUCCGCCGGUUGCAGUGAGCUCCUUCAAUCUCUGCUACAUAUUGCAUCCUCAUUGCCGUCAUGCCUUCUGUUCAGGAGAAAGGACCUACGACCCUUUAUGACAAGAUAUACGCCCACCAUCUUGUGGAUGGCCAGACGAUUUAUAUUGAUAGGUGCAUCCCUGCAUUUCCUGCGAGCAAGGGGACGGGCUAACAUCCUUUGCGCUUGUAGACAUCUUGUUCACGAAGUCACAUCACCUGUUAGUUUGACAUCCAUUGUCACAACUUUUCUUUCUCCCUUUGCCUUCUUGGGUUGUGCAUGGCUAACAAUUGUUAUGAUGAGUAGCAAGCUUUUGAAGGUCUGAGAAAUGCGGGCAGAAUUGUUAGGAGACCUGAUUGCACUUUGGCCACUGUCGACCAUGUACGUUCAUGCCGGUUGCCUUGACCAUUCUCCGUCUUGGAUUUGAUUUGCUGACAUCGGUAACUAGAACAUUCCGACAUCAAGCCGUGCAAACUAUAAAAGCGCAAAGACCUUUAUUGAGGAAGAAGACUCCCGUAUACAGUGUUUGACGCUCGAGGAUAACGUCAAAGCGUUCGGGUUAACUUAUUUUGGCCUCGGCGACAGUCGUCAAGGAAUUGUUCACAUCGUUGGACCGGAGCAGGGUUUCACUCUUCCUGGAACUACGGUUGUCUGUGGUGAUUCUCACACAUCAACACACGGUGCUUUCGGCGCUCUUGCCUUUGGUAUCGGAACUUCUGAGGUCGAACAUGUUCUCGCUACUCAAACCCUUAUCAACCAAAAGUCGAAGAAUAUGAAAAUCGAAGUCAAUGGUGCGCUUUUGCCUGGUGUCACUAGCAAGGAUAUCAUUCUGCACAUUAUUGGGAAGAUUGGCACCGCAGGUGGAACUGGUGCAGUUAUUGAAUUCACAGGGUCCACAAUCAGGUCCUUGAGUAUGGAGGCGAGAAUGUCCAUGUGCAACAUGUCGAUCGAGGGUGGCGCCAGGGCGGGAUUGAUUGCUCCGGACGAAACGACUUUCGAAUACCUUAGAGGAAAGCCUCUUGCUCCUAGAUACGACUCGCCGGAGUGGUACAGCGCGCUGAAGUACUGGAGAACCCUCAAAUCUGACCCCGAGGCUACGUGGGAUAUUGAAGUCUAUGUCGACGCUAGGGACGUUGCGCCUACCGUCUCAUGGGGUACAUCUCCUCAAGACGUUGUUCCCAUCACCGGCAAAGUUCCCGAUCCUUCCGAAUUUGGUGAUUCUGUUGCUAGACAACGUGUUAUUCGUGCAUUGGAAUACAUGGGUUUGGCGCCUAAUACUCCUAUGCAAGAAAUCACAGUGGACAAGGUUUUCAUUGGCUCUUGCACCAAUUCCCGCAUUGAGGAUCUUCGUGCAGCAGCCAAGAUCGCGAAGGGCAGGAAAGUUGCGCCCAAUAUUAUGAGAGCAAUGGUCGUUCCCGGUUCUGGACUUAUCAAGAAGCAGGCUGAGAGAGAGGGAUUGGACAAGAUUUUUCUUGAUGCUGGUUUCGAGUGGAGGGAAGCUGGGUGUAGCAUGUGUUUGGGCAUGAACCCGGAUAUUCUGUCCCCACAGGAACGCUGCGCUAGUACAAGCAAUCGUAACUUUGAGGGUAGGCAGGGCGCGGGCGGUCGUACUCAUUUGAUGUCUCCAGCAAUGGCGGCUUCGGCAGCAAUUUCGGGGAGGUUGGCAGAUGUGAGGGCGUUUGCUCUCGGAGGUGCUGAACCUGAGAAGGCGGAGGGCGUGCCGAGGACCGCAAUUGAGGCAGAGCACCCGGACCCAGUCACCGAUGAGGACCUGGAUCGGAUUGAUGAUAUUCCAAUUGACGAAGGAACUACCAGUGCUAGUGCUUCCACUCGCGAGGAUAUCUCGGGCCCUUCUGCUGAGGUAAUUGGCAUGCCAAAGUUUCUCACCUUGAAGGGUAUUGCGGCCCCUCUCCCAAUGGCGAACAUCGACACCGACGCUAUUAUCCCCAAACAAUUUCUUAAAACCAUCAAGCGAACUGGUUUGGGAUCUGCUCUAUUCUUUGCUCUCCGAUUCAACCCCGACGGAACCGAAAAUCCAAACUUUGUUCUUAACAAGGAGCCAUACCGUAACGCUAAGGUUCUUGUUGUCACUGGCCCAAAUUUCGGAUGUGGCAGCAGCAGAGAGCACGCGCCAUGGGCUCUCCUUGAUUUCGGUAUCAAAUGUAUCAUUGCCCCAUCGUUUGCUGACAUUUUUUUCAAUAAUACGUUCAAGAAUGGAAUGCUCCCCGUCGUCAUCGAAGACCCGGCGGUGCUGGAUAAGAUUGCCAAGGUGGCCGAGGCUGGAAAAGAAGUUGAGGUCGAUUUGCCCAAUCAAGUUAUCAAGGGUGAUGAUGGAAACGAGCUGGCUAAGUUUGAUGUCGAGGAAUUCCGUAAACAUUGCCUGGUUAAUGGGCUCGAUGAUAUUGGAUUGACUCUCUUGAUUGAUGAUAAGAUCAAUGAGUUUGAGAAGCAGCGAACCCUCGAGUACCCCUGGCUGGAUGGUAGCGGGUACUUGGCUAGGCGUAAGAGGGGCGAUGGGCCAGUCAAAAUUCCGGCGGCUAAAGUUCCGGCUACCAAUAGGGGGUUUGAGAAGGAAAUCACUGAGUGGUGAGGGUUAUACCGAUAAGAUGGCGAGAUUUUUGGCAGCGAUUUUCUUUCAGAGUUUCAAUCUGAGGGGGAGGGGGGGAGUCCCGAAUCUGUAGACUCAAGAUGUGCCAAGUGAUUCACGAAGAAAUAGCUCUUGUGAUCUGAUACGAUAGUGAUAUGCUGUCACCCUGUUACUUUGCCUGCUGCGCUCAGCACUGUGGAUGCCAGGUGAUAAGU